Chelonus insularis is the source of this 4261-nucleotide messenger RNA. Its product is annotated as serine/threonine-protein kinase SIK3-like. Lineage: Eukaryota; Metazoa; Arthropoda; Insecta; Hymenoptera; Braconidae. The transcript is spliced from 12 exons. The record is from RefSeq and is a predicted model, not a curated record. Bases 62 to 2848 code for a protein of 928 amino acids. Gene Ontology annotation, molecular function: ATP binding; protein serine/threonine kinase activity. Gene Ontology annotation, biological process: intracellular signal transduction; protein phosphorylation. Gene Ontology annotation, cellular component: cytoplasm.
UGUGUGGACUAAUCAGUAAGUAAUUGACAACGAGUCGAGUAGUGAAUCAAGUGAUUAAAAAAUGGCAUCCGCGACAACGUCGCACAAUGAGGUUUCGCAACAAUCUUCCGUCAACAAACUUAUACGAGUUGGAUAUUAUAAAUUGGAGAAGACAAUUGGCAAGGGUAAUUUUGCCGUUGUUAAAAUGGCCACUCACGUCGUUACUAAAUCCAAGGUAGCCAUUAAAAUAAUUGAUAAAACCAAAUUGAGUGAAGAAAAUUUAGCUAAAAUAUUUAGAGAAGUUCACAUAAUGAAAAGGCUGAGACAUCCCCACAUUAUCAGAUUAUAUCAAGUAAUGGAAACAGAAAAAAUGAUAUACUUAGUGACGGAGUAUGCCCCUGGAGGUGAAAUAUUUGAUCAUCUUGUUAGAUAUGGUAGAAUGUCAGAACCAGAAGCAAGAAGAAUUUUUAAACAAAUUGUACAGGCAGUGCAUUAUCUCCACCAGCAAAGAGUAGUUCAUAGAGAUUUAAAGGCUGAGAAUUUAUUACUUGAUGCUGACAAUAAUAUUAAACUUGCUGAUUUUGGAUUUAGUAAUGAAUACACGCCUGGCAUGCCUCUCAGUACUUGGUGUGGAUCACCACCUUACGCGGCACCCGAAAUAUUUGAAGGAAAACAUUACGAUGGACCACGCUCUGAUAUUUGGAGUUUAGGAGUUGUUUUAUACGUUUUAGUUUGUGGAGCAUUGCCAUUUGAUGGCCCUACAAUGCAAUUGUUACGUUCAGUUGUAAUUUCAGGAAAAUUUCGGAUACCAUUUUUUAUGUCUGCAGAGUGUGAGAAAUUAAUAAGGCAUAUGUUAGUCGUGGAACCAGAACGACGACUUAGUAUAACACAAAUUCUUGCACAUCCGUGGAUGGGUGGAGAUGGAGUUACGGAAUUGGAACCCGGAGGAUGUACAGAAUUAACACAUCCGCCACCUUUGAAUCAAGUAGUUAUAGAGAACAUGUUGAGAUUACCAGGACUUAGUGCGGAAACACUACUCAAGUCUGUUCAAGGAAAUGCCUUCGAUCAUGUUUCAGCGAUAUAUCACUUGCUUGCAGACCGUAUCGAAUCAACAAUGUCUAGUUUACCAAGUAUAAACAAUUUCCCUGGAGAUUACAUGCCUGAUGGUGCUCAUCAACUGGAAAAAUUCGGCGAAACAGAACAAGAUGUUGAUGUUGAAAGAGCAGAAAAAGGACUUUAUUUACCUUUGGGAACAUCAUAUCAUGCGACGAGAAGACAUACCGUUGGACCAGGUGAUACAGCUCAUCAGCCAACAUCUCCAUAUCCGUAUGCUUGUAAUUAUUCACCUGGUUAUCCAACUUUUGGAUUGUUACCUAUUAUGCAGUGUAAUACUGAUGGUCAAGUGUUACCACAAACAAAUCUACCGUUAAAUCUUCCACUCGUUCAACAUCAACCACCACAAAAUUUCCAAAUUAAAGAUCAACAUUUAUUAAAACCACCACCAGUCAUGGGUGCCACAAGUAGUUUUGGUAGAAGAGCAUCAGAUGGUGGUGCAAAUCUCCAUGUUUUUUAUCAACAACAUCAUGGUAGUAGUAGUGGGAACGGAGAAGAAGGUGGAUGGAGUCAUCCUGGCAGUAGAGAACAUCUACAAUCUAGUGGUAGCCCAUCACUUGGACAGUGUUCUCAAACAUUAAGUGUUAGUGGAAGUCCUGAUAGCAAUGGUGGAGGUAGUGCGAGUUCAACAAGUGGAAGUGAUCGAAGAAGACGUUCUGGUCUUACAGCUGUGAUGCAACGACCAGUAAUAAACCCAGAAUUGGUGAUGGAAGUGGAAGCUAGGAUGAAUAGAGCAUAUGUGCCAUCAAGAUUGCUGCCUUGUCACUUACGGGAUUUCCCACCACGUUCCCUUCACUUGAGGAAAAGCUCACUAUAUCCUGCAGCAGUUGCAGGCGGUAGAGACUCGUACAAAGAACCAAGCGCACACGUCACCACGGAGCGAUAUUCCCCGGUUCGGAGAGCAUCGGAAGGGUCAUGCCCACCAGGUCCUGGCAUCCAGGCGCUUCAACAAGAGUACCAACAACUUCAAAGACUGGCAUCCCCUUCACACAGUCCGGCAAGUAUACCUGGAUCUCCGGUGCACGAAAGAGGAGUUGCGGCCAUCACUCAGGGACUUAGUGGUUUAACAACGGCGACAGUACCAGGUAGCAUUAUACACGGAACCCCAACCCAGGCACCAGCAACACCUUUAGAUCUAAGUCCUUUAAGACAUCACAGAUCUCCAGCAACUACUCCUGUUAGUUAUUCCCCAAGUAAUAGUCCCGCUUUGGACAUGAUACAAGAAGAGCAUCCAGUCGAUAUUACCAGAGUACCACCGCAAAUAUCCGUAACCGACGUUUUAGGGGAACAAGUAACACUGGUGGGAUGUCCGUUAUCACCUUCACCAUCACUCGACUCACUUGAAGAUAAUAUUUCGCAGUACAAUCCUCUACCGAGUUUUAUAAUAUCAGAACCAUGUGAUCCAUCGCGGCCGAGCAUCACUCGUGGGAUUGGACGGCCAUUAAAUUCACCGGUGCCUACUGAAGUGGAAGUUACUUUAUCAAAUGAAUCAAGCCGACUGAAUUCAGAAACUAUACUUGGUCGAGUUAAACAGAUUAUUGAUGCACGAGCACCUCCAAAGGGUUUUAUAUUUUCGCGAGAAGAAGUUGAAGGUAGUGGACUUAGUCUUGAAUAUCCAGGUGGUGUACAAAUAGAACUAAGAGUUUGUGAAUCAGAAGAAAGGGAAGUUAAAGGAAUUAAAAUGCGACGAAUUAGUGGAGAUCAAUUGCAAUAUAGUCAACUUUGUGAGCAAUUAAUCUCAUGUAUUACCGUUUGACAACAAUUCAUUGAGAUAAAUAACAAAAAUAUUCUCAUAAUUAUUGUUAUGUGUAACAUUUACAGAUGAAUAUACUUAGAUUAUUACAUUCCGGGUGCCUCGAAAACACCUAUCUACGUACAGUAUUGCAUUACGCAUGCUGCAUAUAUACGUGUGGUACGUUAGACAUUAUCUUGUUUCACGUCUAUCAUAUUCGUAUGUGCAACUUUAAAUAUAUAAAUACACAUUACAAAUAUUCUACCAAUUUUAUAUUAUUAUUAUGUUCUUUUUCUAAUCUAAUUGUGCUGAAGACUUGAUUAUUAUUACUAUUGAAAAAUAUUUAGAUUAUUUAAUAUGUAAAUUAAAUGACGUGCCAUGUCAUUUUCCAACUCGAUAAUUAUUAUUUGGACCUAUUUCCGUGUAAACCAAAGUUAUCAAGUUCUAAAUAAGAGGGGGGAAGGGGAAAAAGUAUAACUGAUGAUCUUUCAUAAUCACAAAACCUCAAUUGAUGAUAAAUUAAAGAUACUCCUUACGUGAGAAUAAUAUCAUCAAUUCAAUAAACUAUUAUUAUCUCAAUGAUAUAUCAAUAAAUAUGGUUUACUCUUAUUUCUAGGUUGUAAUAUUAUUUUAUUCAUGCAAAUAGUUGACUGUAGUUGUAAAUAUGUUGUGAUGGAAAAAGGAUAAGAAAAACAAAAAAAUAAUUUAUGAUGUAAGAAAUUCUAUUGUGCUUUUAACAUUAUCUAUCAUUACAAUGUUGUUAUGUUACAAUCCAUAUCAUUUAUAAUUUUUGGAACUUACCAAUGUAUAAAAAAAUAUUACAAUUAAUUUAAUUUUUUACCUUACAUUACUGAGAAAUGUAUUGAAGGCAAAAAAUGAAUAUACAUUCCACAAUCAUUUUGUUUUAUAUAAUGUUUGAGAAAACAAUCAUAAAAUGUUAUAUAAUUUACAUUUAUAAUAAUGUAACUGAAAAUGUAAAGAACAUUUCUUCAUCAAAAUUACAAUUGUGUUAAAACCUACUAUUUUAUUAAAUCAUAUGAUUUAAUAAAAGAAUUUGAUCAAUUUAUGAUAAUUCAUAUAAUCAUUGGAUACAUUGUAACCCAUUGAAGAAAGUGUUCCAAUAAUUGUUCUUUAAAGGACUUGGUAUUAUUGAACAUCAUUCAUUAAUUAUUGUAUUGAGAUAGUGAUGAAUAGAAAUAAGUUUAGAUCAAUGAAGUACGCACAAACAAAGUGCAUAUCGUGAGUAUAUAUACACGAUGUAAUAAUAGAUUAGACAAAAAAUGUGAAAUGCAUGAAAAUCUUUUUUUAAAUGUACAUAUGUGAGAGUGUUAGCAUAUAGGUACUUGAUAAUUAAACGUGUGAGUAAAUAAACACGUUUGUUAACAAGUACCAUACAGUGAGAUAUGCUAUGUAUAUUGCAAAACCAACACAAAAAAA